Messenger RNA from Sinocyclocheilus rhinocerous, 1447 nucleotides. RefSeq names its product interferon regulatory factor 4-like. The record is from RefSeq and is a predicted model, not a curated record. The transcript has 8 exons. Gene Ontology annotation, cellular component: nucleus. Gene Ontology annotation, molecular function: RNA polymerase II cis-regulatory region sequence-specific DNA binding; DNA-binding transcription factor activity, RNA polymerase II-specific; protein binding. NCBI's taxonomy places the organism in Eukaryota, Metazoa, Chordata, Actinopteri, Cypriniformes, Cyprinidae. Bases 52 to 1326 code for a protein of 424 amino acids. Gene Ontology annotation, biological process: regulation of transcription by RNA polymerase II; immune system process.
CACAGCUCCUGCUGCUUGCAUACUGUACACUGGAGUUUUGUCAAAGCGAGGAUGUCAGGAAGCUCCGGGAACGGGAAGUUACGUCAGUGGCUGAUCGAGCAGGUGGACACUGGGAAAUAUCCCGGCUUAGUUUGGGAGGAUCGAGAGCGGACCGUCUUCCACAUCCCGUGGAAACACGCAGGGAAGCAGGACUACAACAGAGACGAGGACGCCGCGCUCUUCAAGGCCUGGGCUCUGUUUAAGGGCAAGUAUCGCGAGGGAAUAGAUAAACCGGAUCCUCCCACCUGGAAAACCCGGCUCAGGUGUGCCUUGAACAAGAGCAGCGACUUCGAGGAGCUCGUGGGCCGAAGUCAGCUAGACGUGUCUGAACCGUUUAAAGUUUACCGCGUUAUUCCUGAGGGAACCAAAAGAGCACCAAAAUCAUAUGAGAAAGUUUCCACAAGCUCGGGUCUCCAUAACUACCCGUUUUAUCCUUCAUAUGAACCUGUGGAGGGUCAGGUGUGUAACUUCCUGUCUGCUGCUGACAGGAGCUGGAGGGACUUCCUGUGUGAGCAGAACUCACUGUCUGACGUCCACUUCAGCCAGAACUCCCGCUGGGACGCCGGUUACCAGAUAAGUGGCUCUUUCUACAGCUGUAACACGUUUGACUCGCCUCCCUUUCCGUUCACUCUGGACGCCAGCAUGAGAUCAGCCGAGGCCAUGGCACUGUCAGACACCCGUCUGCAGGUGACGGUGUUCAGCGGUGAGACUCUGGUCACAGACGUCACCGUCACGAGCGCCGAGGGCUGUCGACUGGCUCCGCAGGAUGACAACUGGACCUACAGCGGGCCGAGUGGCUCGGAGCUGGUUCCUCUCCCUCAGGCUGAGAUGGGAGCACUGGAGGGGGGCGUCUUGCUCUGGAUGAUGCCCGACGGCCUGUACGCCCGACGCUUCUGUCAGUGCAGGGUCUACUGCGACGGGCUGCACGCUAACCGGAGCGCCAAACUCUGUAAACUAGAGCGAGAGCAGACCAGCAAACUACUGGACACACAGCUCUUCCUGACAGAGCUCCAGGGUUAUUUCCUGCAUGCUCGUCCUCCUCCGCAUUUCCACGUGCAGCUGUUUUUUGAGUGCUGUGACCCCUCUGCAGACAAGAGACCCCUGAUUGUCCAGGUGGAGCCGCUGUUUGCCCGUCAGCUGCUGCUCCUCCUCCAGCAGGGCGGCAUGAACUACAUGAGGAGCACCCAUGAACUUUCACCUCUGAUCCCUGAGCAGGUUUACCCCGCCCACCAAGAUUAUCCUGUUGUCAGCGGACAUCAGAUGCACGGCAACUUCGUACAAGAAUGACCCCAAAAGAGUUACAAGACAUUAAGACACCAAUUUUUAAAAUACAGUUGAUAAUAUUAAUAACCCCAGAUCUAUGUAUAGGCUGUUUACUGUUGCCAAGCCACGUAGCUACUUAAUGCAU